CAAAAUGUGAAAAUAAAAUAUAAAUACGAUUGUGCCUAUUCUCUGUAGCAUGGCUUUUUUUCACUAAAAAUUAAUUCAUCAGAAAGAUAGAAAAUAAAUACGUAAUUGAAAAUAGUAAAUAAAUAAAAAAACAGUGUGACCAUCGGAUUUUAUAUAAGCCAAGUUCGUUAAGACACAAAAACAUUACAUGCCUUUUGCCAUAUUUUCCGCCGACACGAUACAUUCCCAUAUUCUCCCUGCUAGCACAGAUAUUAUAUCUAAUUUCCCCAAAAUAACCUCACACCAAAUGGAAAAUUACACCCAACCCGAAAAAUCCCACAAAACCAAGCGCCGAAAAAUCCUCAUCCUAUCCGCCGCCGCGACCCUCCUCGUCGUCGCCACCGUCGCCGCAGCCUGCGCCUCCCGCCCCCACCGCCGCACCUCCUCCGUCUCCCGCGCCGCCGCCGCCGCCACCGCCGCCCACGAGGUCAUCGUUUCCACCUGCGCCGCCACCCUCUACCCCGACCUCUGCGCCUCCACCAUCCAGGCGGCGGCGCCGCCCCCCUCCGCCAUCCGCACCUCCCGCGACGUCCUCCUCACCGCCCUCAACUACACCAUCCUCACGGUGGAGCGCAACUACUUCACCGUCCGGCGCGUGGGCGAGAGCCGCCGCGGCUCCCUGACUCCGCGCGAGACCUGCGCUCUCCACGACUGCCUGGAGGUGAUCGACGACACCCUGGAGGAGCUCCGGGGGAGCAAGGCGGAGCUGGCCGACUUCGGCUACCGGAACUACUCCCUCCCCCGCCACAAGGAAAACCUCCUCACUCUCCUCAGCGCCGCCCAGACCAACCAGGAGUCCUGCCUCGACGGCUUCUCCCACGGCGGCGCCGACGAGGUGGUCCGCCGCGCGCUGGUCGCCGGCCAGAAGCACGUCUUCAAGCUCGUCUCCAACGUCAUGGCCAUCAUCAGCAACCUCUCAGACGCGGAGGCGGCUGCCGCCGCCGCCGUCGGCGGUGUGUCGGCGAUCCGGCCGGAGAGGAACCUUGGGGAGUGGCCGGAGUGGCUUUCGGUGGGGGACAGGCGGUUGCUGCAGGCAACGACUGUCAGGGCUGACGUGACGGUGGCGGCUGACGGGAGCGGAGACUACCGGACGGUGGCGGCGGCGGUGGCGGCGGCGCCGGCGGGGAGCAGCCGGAGGUACGUGAUAAGGAUACGGGCAGGAGUGUACCGGGAGAACGUGGUGAUACCGAGGAAUAGGAGGAAUUUGAUGUUUGUUGGGGACGGGCGGACAAACACCAUUAUCACGGGGAGCCGGAGCGUGAGGGGCGGCAGCACCACCUUUAACUCCGCCACCGUUGCCGUGAUCGGGACAGGGUUCCUGGCCCGCGACAUCGCGUUCCAGAACACGGCUGGAGCCUCCAACCACCAGGCGGUGGCCUUGCGCGUGAACGCGGACCUCUCCGCCUUCUACCGCUGCGACAUCCUCGCGUACCAGGACACGUUGUACGUCCACUCCCUCCGCCAGUUCUACUCCAGCUGCCUCAUCGCCGGCACCGUCGACUUCAUCUUCGGCAACGCGGCCGCAGUUCUCCAGGACUGCGACAUCCAUGCCCGCCGCCCAAACUCCGGCCAGCGCAACAUGGUCACGGCCCAGGGCCGCGACGACCCCAACCAGAACACCGGGAUCGUCAUCCAGCGGUGCCGGAUCGGAGCCACCUCAGACCUCCGGCCAGUCCAGUCGAGCUUCCCGACCUACCUGGGCCGACCGUGGCGCGAGUACUCGAGGACAGUGGUGAUGCAGAGCGAGAUCAGCAACGUGAUCCAUCCGGCCGGGUGGUUCGAGUGGAGCGGGAAUUUCGCGCUCAACACGCUGUUCUACGCGGAGUAUGCCAACACGGGGGCCGGGGCUGGGACGGCGAACAGGGUGACAUGGAGGGGUUUUAGGGUUUUGAGGAGUGCUUCGGAGGCAGAGCAGUUCACGGCCGGGAGGUUUGUCGGGGGCGGGAGCUGGCUGCCGGCGACGGGCUUUCCGCAUAGGCUCGGGCUUUGAUUGAUUUGUUGUUAUCGAAUAAACGGCGCGCUUUCGCGUGUUGUGCUCGGAGCAUAACGAGUGUUUGUGAAGUUAGGGAGUGUUUGGGAGGUGGCUGCAAUCUUGCUUGAAUGAAAUUUGUCUAUAUAAUGAAUAUUGGUGAAACGGUUUGAGUUAUUGUAUUAAUAAAAGUACUUUGAUUUGUGACUGCUGAAUGUUUAUGAGCAGUUUCUAUAAGGUGGCUAGAGAGUCUCGGAAACUUAUGAGUUUGUUUUAUGUAUAUAUGAUGUAUCGAUCCA
Striga asiatica is the source of this 2307-nucleotide messenger RNA. The record is from the annotation of a GenBank genome assembly. NCBI's taxonomy places the organism in Eukaryota, Viridiplantae, Streptophyta, Magnoliopsida, Lamiales, Orobanchaceae.